CUACUGCAAUCGGCAAUCUCAUUGCCUAAUAUUAAUUACUUCUCCCCACGACCUAGCUAUUCUCGAUCAAAACCAUGGCGCCCAAGGUGCUCGCCCUCCAUUACCUUCUCACUCUCACCAUAACCCUAAUCCUCACUUUCUCCUCGGCCGGAUCCCAUAGCUUCGCCACAAAAUCGUCCCGAGCAGCGCUAGGCCUCAAGGAAGAGAAGAUUACCCACCUCCAUUUCUACAUGCACGACGUCUUCGGCGGUCCCAAAGCCACGGCGAUCCCCGUCACCAAAGUUCUGGACAACAAUACGUUCUACGGCGGGCUGUACAUGGCCGACGACCCGCUGACUUUGGGCCCCCGGCGGGACUCCAAGCCGGUCGGGAACGGUGGGGGAACCUACGCGUUCCCUUCCCCGAAAGACUUCGUUUUGGAGAUGAACUACAACUUGGGGUUCACGCACGGGGACUACAACGGCAGCUCGCUUUGCUUGAUGGGGCGUAUCGCCCCUAAGUCGAUUGUGAACGAGAUGGCGAUCGUUGGCGGGACGGGGGUUUUCCGGUUCGCUAGUGGAUACGCCGUCACCAAAAGGGUCGUGCUUGAUUUCAAGGCUCAGGUUGUUGUUAGGGAGUUUAACGUUUAUGUCUCGCAUUAUUAAUUGUUGGCUCUUUCUUUUUUCCUUAUUCCCUACCCUUGUUCGUUUUGUGUGUUUUGUAUCGUGAAAAUAGCCGAGAAAAAUUUGAUAACCGGAUUGGGAUCUCAUCACUCACUCACGCCGUUUUCCGAUUUCCUUUUGCACUUUUAAUUCGAAAGCAAAUUUCGUCGUCCGGCCACUUGUUCAAAGCCAUGGCCAAAGCUCUCUUGACGAACAUCCUCUUUCCGCAUUCAAUUUAGCUCCCUCCCUGUAAGGAUCACGGCCGCCGCCGAAUCAAAUUCUGGCGACGGU
Linum trigynum is the source of this 932-nucleotide messenger RNA. The record is from the annotation of a GenBank genome assembly. Lineage: Eukaryota; Viridiplantae; Streptophyta; Magnoliopsida; Malpighiales; Linaceae.